GUCGGAGCUGGUCUCUGACACGGGGCUCUCGGCCCCCGUAGCGGCGUUUCGGGUCCGGGUCUAGCUCAGCUCAGGUUUAUUUACACAGCGCCAAAUCGCGGCGCCACUCGUCAGACCACGCCCCGAGCCAGCACUUGGCGACCGUGGGAAGCAAAAACUCCAUUUCCCGCGCGAUGACGUCAUGGCGGUGUUUGGGACGCUCCUCUGUGUUUACAUGAUGUUCGGCUCACCUUGGCCCUCAGGCACGCGCUCCGUGACGUGACUAGUGGAGACACGCUAAACCCUGUAACUGAAGGACUGAUGAGAGGUGAAACGUCCAUGACCUGGAUGACCGAGAUCCUCCACAGACACGCCUGCGUGUGUUUUAUGUGUGGCUCUAACGGUUUUUCCCGUGAGGGUGGACUUGAGGGUGACAAACCCACGAAGCCCAGUGUCAGAUGUGGCUCAGAGGAGACGCGCUGAGUUGCGGUUGUUUCUGUGGCAGCGUGGUUGCUGUAGUAUGUGGACUCAGCUCUGGAGGGCCCGCAGAGGUCACAUAUGGACCUUUAUUACAAAAGCUGCGGGGUCGGACUCUGACGUAAUGGACGAUGUUUCCCAGAAAGUUGUUUCUGUCCAUCUGCAGCAGCGUUGCAGUCAGAAACCUUUGCGCUGUCCUCCACGCGACUGCACGAACGCUGCAGCUGUGUGACCAACAAAACGGCACCAUCGCACAAACAUGAGCGCAGACUCAUGAUCAGCGUUCAAACUACAAAUACCGUUAAUAGCAGCUCUCAGAUGAGCGAAACUCAGGUUUACUGUUAAAGAGAGUGAACUCUGAGUCAGUUGCCAUGGUAACUUGGAAGAUUUUCUUAAAGUGCAGCAAGGGGCUGUAAACACAGUGAGGGUAUAUAUACGUAUAUCUGUGCCCCCUUUGGACGACCUGAGUCACUGAGUGAAGAUGAGGCUGAAAUGAGAUUAAAGAAGCAACUUUGCUGAGCAACAUGGAAGCGACAGGAGCAUCAGGAGACAACCUGAGUCAGCAGUGCAGCAACUGCGACGCAGCCUCCGCCGCAUGUUGGUGUCUCGACUGUAAUGAAGCUCUGUGCGGCGUCUGUGUGUCGGCGCAUCGCAGAGUCACGGUGACCAGAUCACACAGGCUCCUCCAUCACCCGCCAGAAGGAAACAUCUUGUCUUCUCCUACCAAGUUCUGCAGACUCCACCCAUCUGAGCCACUCCAACUCAUCUGCUUCACCUGUAAGCAGCUCACCUGCAGAGACUGCCAGCUGACGACUCACAUGAACCACAGGUACCGCUUUGUCAGUGAGGCGGUGGUCAGCCUGAAGAAGCAGCUGGACGUGUACGUUCAUUCCACGACGAGGCAGGAGGACACGGUGAGGCGCAGUCUGCAGGACAUGGAGACCAGGCUGCAGAGCAUCGAGCAAACAGAGUCUCGUGUGAGGACCGAGCUGCAGGCGGGAUUCGUCGCGUUUGCUAAACUUUUGAAAGCGAAAAUGGUGUCACUCCUCAAAGACAUAAAGAAGGUGUAUGAGCUGGAAUGUGAGCAGAUUCAGGGGAGGAUGGUGAAGAUGAAGCAGCUGCAGCAGAGCCAAAUGUCCAUGAAGGAAACGCUCGAAAAGGCCCGAAAUCUCACCGACCUGCCGACCCUGCUCUCACACACCGCACAGAUUAAAACCCAAAUGAAGGAGCUUCUAGAUCAGGACUCGGACCCCCCUCUGAAAAUGCCUGAAGUGAAGCUCAUUACCAAGUUGGGUUACGAGGAAACCCUCUCUGAGCUUUGUAACCUUCAUGUUUCCUGGAUCCCUUUCGCUGUGCCACCAACCUUGGAUAAAAACACAGGAACUCCGGCGACUCCUGCUGCCCCUCCUCCCACCUCCACCUGCAACCCCAUCUCCAGCACCGUGAUGGACAGCGCCUCUGCUUCUCAUUCGCUUCAUCUGUCGUUUACAUCCUCAUCUGCCCCCACACAUGGAACAGACUCCACUUCUUUCAAGUCUCCCUCCACCUGUCUGGCAUCCCCCGGCCUCCAAACUGAGGCGGCCGGUUACAGUGCUACACCUGUUCCUGAUGACUGUGCUGCUACACCUUCUCCAUCCUCACAGUCAAGUUCAUCUUCGGCCCUUUGGAAAUUUUCGCCCAACCUAACCCUUUAUAAUCUCCUCACUCGCAACCAGGUUGGCACUCAGGAAUCGGUCAAUCCUCGAUCUCCGCCCUCGAGUUCCCCAUCGGGUCAGUUGAGUCAUGCUCUCCCUCCAACCGCCACCUCUCCUGCAACCUCCAACAGGCCCCUCCCCCCAUCCUGUAAUGCCCCAGGCGCUCCAACCAGCCGUGCCUCUCCUUUGUGCACGCUCUUAUCCAGCUGCUCCACUUCCAUUACCCCUCCUGCUCACAUCUCCACCUUUCCAUUGCCCACUGACAGCACCCCUCAAACUGGCAAAGCUAUGAACUGUAACCCACCAGCUACCACCAGUGUUCUCCCUCCACCAUCAACGUCUGUGUCUGCUCAGCCCAGCGUUCCUCUGUCCUCCACGACCGCCAUGUUUCCCUCCUCCAUCACUCCUUCCAUCUCCACCCGUCCCAGUCUGUCAGCACUUGUGUCCAGUCAGCCCACUAUUCCUCCAUCCUCCACAACCUCCAUGUUUCCCCACUCCUCCACCUCCUCUUAUACUCCUUCCACCUCCACCAAUCCAGUGUUCACCGGCUCCAUCGCUCAAGCCAACACCUCCCCCGACACACCUGUUACCAUCAGUAGCUUCUCGUCACCACAUUUAACCAAUCAGUUGUCUGCGUUUCCCCCCUCCUCCUUAUCCACCCCUCUUCCCACCUCCACCUGUCCAGCAGCCACCACCGCGUCUGUUUUCCAGACUCUCGACAGCCGUGUCACUAACCUGGUUGUUCCAGAUAGUUCCACGUGUCGCCCUUUGGCGUGGCUCUUGCCCUACGAUCAGUGUAAUCUUCGUCUGUCCUCCUCCGCCUGCCCCUCGUCUGUUUCUCCUCCAACCGUCUCUUCCACCUGCCCACCUGCUCAGAUUUCUAACUCGCCGAGCGCCUCUCCGAAUCAGUUCAAACCUCUUGUUACACAUUCAAGCAUGGUGUUGGCUGGUUCUCCAGCCACCUCCUCCACAUUAAACUCCGCCCGUCCCGUGUCCUCCUGGUGCCUCCUCCCCCAAACAAGUAACUUCAGUAAUCCUAACCUACUUGUUCCAGUCACCUCUGAUGCCACCACCACCUCCUCGACAACCAUAAACUCCUCCUCCACCAGCCCACCCACAUCCACCUUUGCUGUUCUGACCAGCAGUAACGCUGCUUCGCCUGUUCCCGUCAGCAUUCCUUCAUCUCUUUGGAGUUCCUCGUCCACUUCGUCCUCUGUAGCUUUUGUAUACUCCUCCUCUGCCACCCCGCCCAGCACCACCUGCUCCACAGCGGCGCACAGCUCGCUGCUCCACACGUCUCGCUCGCUGCUCCACACGUCUCACUCGCUUUUUCCAGUCAGCAGUCUCAGUACGUCACAGAUCUUCGCUCCCUCUAUCACUCCAACCAUGUCGUCCUUCAUCAGUUCUCCCUCCUCCGCCACCAGUUGUUCAUCUCCCAGCUAUUUGUUCCUCCCCCAAACUGACGCCUCCCGUUCCUCAGUUGUUCUCAGCAUGCUGCCUGCCGGCUCCACGUUCCCCCUGUCGGCGGGUCAGUUUCUAUCCUCACUUAAACCCGUCCAACCACUGCAGGUUCUGAACCAAACCGCUGGUCCUCACUGGAACCAGCCCACCAUCGUCAUGCUGACCAACACUCAGAGUAUGUAUCAGGUGCUGCUCAACGAGACUGCUCUCAUCAGGCUGCCUGAUCAUCGCGCUUUCCAUCCGGCCUCGGCGCAGAAACGAAGCGGCCUCGAGGAAAGCACCAUCACAGAAGUGAGUCCAGAGACUUCUGCGGGAAACUCUAGCUGCGACGGACCGAGCGGCACGUUACCGUCAGAGCAGCAAACCAUGGAGGAUACGAGCCCGGCUUUACCCAGCAGCCCUUUGUCCUCGCUUCAGGAACUCGACAGCACACUUCAUCCCCCCUCCCCUCAGGAACAGACUCAGCAGGUUCCCGUGGAGGGCUUGGUGGUUGACUCUCGCUGUGAUAGCACUAUACAAGAUACUGAGGAGGUCCGGGAAACGAAAGAAACCGAGCACGCCACUUGUGUCUCUGACGAAGCAAAACCGAACGCCCUCGAGCCAAAAGACGACUUACCAACACUGGUAACUCCUGACAAGGACAUCGAAGAGCUGAGCGCCGUGAUUGGACAGGAGGACUUCAGUCUGAGUCGGUGGCAGCCCAAAGUGUCCGUAUUGAGACUGCCUGUGUCCCUGCCAAGAUUUGGACGGUCCCUUCCCAGUUUUCGUCUGUUACCUGGAGAGACUGAAGAUGAGAUUUACCUGGAGGAAAUGAGCGACGACUGUCAGUCCGAUGCCGAAGACGGGCCGGCUGACAAAGAGGAUUUCAUGAAGCCGGAAUCGUCCCCAGACUCUCCGAUAACCCUGGAGAUUCUUGCCUGCUCGGUUUGUGCAUCGCCCGGCACUUCGAUCAUCUGCUCUGCCUGCGGUCGAGGAUACCACAGAGACUGCCACGUCCCCCCAGUUGGACUCGACUUUUGGUCAGAGUGGGCCUGUUCAUUAUGUCAGAACCUGUCAGACCCGUCGGACCCCUACAGCACCGAGAGACUUCAGCGCACCAGCCUCAGUCUGCAGAGCCUCAGGAGGUGCGAGUGUCUCGUUCUGCAUCUGAAGGUUGAAGUCUGCAGUCGGUGCUCUCAGUUUGGCGGUUUGUCUCGGCUGAAGUCGAUAUCGGACCGCCUGACCCUCCGCCGGCCUCCUCCGUAUCAAACGGCCGCGGAGCUCGUCUCUGACAUGUGGACUCUGUUUAAAGACGCCUCUCAGGACGACGAGUUGCAGAAACUGCGGGAAAGUUUCCGGAUGAAGUUGGUGGAAACUCUGAGUUCGGAGCUCCAUCCUUCACUCCUCACCGCACCGAACUCAAACCCGCAAACUGCCGCUGGACACGCAAGCAGAUCGCAGCGUGGCCGAGAAGACGAGAGCUUAAAGUUGGAAAAAGAAGAAGGGUUAAUACCGGAAUCCAAACUCGAGGACUUCAGGAAGAGACUGAGAGACUUUCUGGAUCUAAAGGGAAGUCCUGGUCCAAAGAGGAGAAAGAGAGACGAUGACUGAGGAGGUUUUAAAUGACCAAGAAAUCUCUGCACAGCUGCUUUUUUCUUUUUUUAACCCAUGAAUGUACGAGUGACCUCAGCAAUAGUUCGUAUAUGACCUUUACACAUAAAAUGAAGGAGAAACUGCCCGUCGCAGUUUCCUGUAGCAAGCGGCCGUCUUCAGAUGUCAUAAGUUUGUGUGAAAAGCCCAGCGAGACUGAACGUAGCGCGAUGGAAACGACGCGACUAACCGUGCGUGUGACCGGAAACACGCUCGUCUGCUCCGCCUUCAUCGGUUUGUUUCCUCGCUGCUUUUAAAAACCAAAAUCAGAGUUUCAGCGGCUCAAAGAAAAUAAAAACCUGUCCUGAUGCAGAUUUGAUCGGUGGAAGCUCGGCUCUGUGCGCUCGGUGCUGGAGCUCCUCCAGGGGUGCAGGGGCUCCUCCAGAUGUGCAGGGGCUCCUCCAGAUGUGCAGGGGCUCCUCCAGGUGUGCUGCACUCUGAUGUACAGGAAGCAUCUGAGCUCACAGCAGGCAGCUGUAGACAGUUACAGCACGAGUAACUUUAAAAAGCAUUUUUCAGAAACGCCAUGUGCCUUAAUUUAAAGCCGCCCACAGAACCUGGAAACCCAGCCGCUGAUGAUGAAGUCAGUUUCUGAGUGGCCGCCGCGUGUAACCCCACAGGAGUAUUAACCCCGUCGUCUCUCACUGACAGCGUGAAAAACCGCUAAAGGUUUCCUCUGCGGUGGGCGGGACGCGUCCUCGCCAGCGCUUCUGUAUUUCUGCACUCAGUUCGCUGCAUCUGCGAGUCGUAAUCGAUGAUUUUGGUCUGAACUUUAAACAAUAUUUUUGGUAUGAAAAAGUUCAUUUUUCCGGGAGUGGUCACAUCUUAGAGGCAAGAAUUUUUCAGUAUUUCACAUUUUUCUUCAAAAAGGGAUGAAAUGAUGGCGGCAUCGCUCGGCCCAGUGUCCGUGCUGUGAGCGCUCUGACUUUAUAAACAUUAAACGGGUGAUUUUGUCUGAGACUUUGUGCCGGGCUCGAUUUUACCGCCUUAUGUAAAGUGAGUGUGACACGUUCAUUCAGGCAGGAAGCUGUUACUUUUGUAAUUACAGCGAGUCCUCGGUGGCAGUUUUGUUACCUUUACUACUGUCAGAUUUCAUCUCUUUGGCAGCUGAUCAGCCAUAAUGUGUUCUAAUUUUUGGUAUUUCCCCUGAAAGCUGAGGCGCGCACGCCUGCAGCGAGUAGCGUGACAUGUUUACAGGUUAGUCCGAGUUUUCUCGUUUGAUAUUUCAUGUUUUACACGAACGUUGUUUUUUCUCUUACGAUGAAAUACGCAGAGAAUUUACUUUAACAUAUAUAAAAAUAUAACAUUAAAAUAAACGUUUUUUUCCAUAACUGACUGGCUUUGUAUCUGAGAUGAGUCUCGUGUAUUUACUGUGAACAUUCAGUCGACAUGUGAUUUAUUGUAACAGGCGACUCUGUAUUUGAUCUUUGUCUUCAGUAUUUGACCCACAUGCUGCUGAGGUCUCAGCUGUUGUUUAUUCCUUCAUUCCAGCUUUAUGACGAGAUUUGUUUCCUAAUCACUUCAUGUCGCUGUCUUAUCUUUCUUUAAUAAUUAUAUGUCAAAGCUGUCGUGUCCAAACGGAUCCCAGUCACACAUCUGUGGAACCAAUGAGCCGGUUCAUGUUUCCCCUGGUGUUGGUUGGGGAACUCUGACUCGUUUCUUUGUGUGCGCAGUUCGAUGUCAUGCACAUACCUGUGUUCAAACUUUAUUGUGAAAGUCUGUGUUUAU
Molecule: messenger RNA, 6968 nt
Organism: Pundamilia nyererei
Lineage: Eukaryota; Metazoa; Chordata; Actinopteri; Cichliformes; Cichlidae
Gene: trim33l
Product: tripartite motif containing 33, like
Exons: 14
Coding region: 981-5201 (1406 amino acids)
Biological process (GO): innate immune response; positive regulation of type I interferon-mediated signaling pathway
Cellular component (GO): nucleoplasm
Molecular function (GO): ubiquitin protein ligase activity; zinc ion binding
Source: RefSeq, a predicted model, not a curated record